Brachypodium distachyon (stiff brome) is the source of this 3049-nucleotide messenger RNA. RefSeq names its product zinc finger BED domain-containing protein RICESLEEPER 2-like. The transcript is spliced from 4 exons. The record is from RefSeq and is a predicted model, not a curated record. Gene Ontology annotation, molecular function: DNA binding. NCBI's taxonomy places the organism in Eukaryota, Viridiplantae, Streptophyta, Magnoliopsida, Poales, Poaceae. The coding region runs from base 523 to 2115 and encodes 530 amino acids.
GCCGCCGCCGCCUGCAAGUCGCGGAGCCAUGCCCAUGCACCCCCGACCGGCGACCACAAGCUAGAACCCCAAUUUCCCUCCCUCCCCAGCCCCCAGUUCCCCACCCAGAGCGAGCCGCCGCCAGCCCGCCACCGCCAUGGAGAAGGACCAGCCGGCGAAGGAGAAGGAGCGUCUCAUCUCUUCGUUGAUGCGGAUGAAGCCCGCACCGUUGAAGGGGAAGAAGCCGACCGUGGGGAAGAAGGCGCCGCCGGGAAAGCUUGGGGACGGCAAGGUUCGCUCGAAGUCAAACCCAACGAUUGUGCUCGUCGACGCUCCUGCAGCAGCAGCACCCGCUCUGGCAACGUGACGUAGGGGUCAGGGUCUUCCUCCUCCUCCUCGCCGUGGUCGCCAGGAUCUCACUGACCAGGCUGUGGCAUCUGGUUCUGCCGUGGCAUCUGGUUCAAGAAUCUCCAGGGCCGGCACCCGCGGUGUUGCUGCUUCAGGGACGACCGUGGAAGAAGAGGAGAGGUGCCCGAGGAUAGCAUGGAUGAACAGAAUAAGGAAUAUGAGCCGGCAGAAGAGAAUAUCAGUAUGGAUGAGGAUGAAGAUUUAUCUGACGAUGUCAUGUCUGACGAUGAUCCAUUAUUUGGGUUUUCCCGUGGUACUGAUGAGGUAGAUCAAGAAACUGUGGCUGUGGAUUCAGAUGAAGGGCAUGUAAGUGGAGAAAAAAGCAAGAAGGGUGUGAAAGUUGGAGGGGUCAAAAUAAAAUCCAAACAUAGAGAGAAUGCUCCGUGUUGGAGGGUAUUUAAGAAGCAACCACUUGAGGAGGGAGGCAGUUUAGAGGGGGAUUUGAAGGCUAUUUGCAAGUAUUGUGACAAGGAGUAUAAGUACACUCAAGGCUCAAGUACUUCUAGCAUGAAUAGGCAUAUGAAAAACUACCAGAAAUUGAAGAGUCAUGCAGCAAGGUUUCAAAUUCAAACACGCCUUGGGUACAAGCCAGCGAAAGCUAGUAGUGCCUCAGAUGAGUCAGUUCUUUUGGCACCUGGGUAUGAUCAUGCCACCAUGAAGGAGCUUAUUGCUAAGAUGAUCGAUGUCCAUGAGUACUCGUUCAGAAUGGUGGAACACGAGUGGUUCAACGCAAUCAUGAGGUACUUGAAUCCACUUUAUCAGUUCAUUGGCAGGAAGGCAAUAAGAGCUGAGUGUUUGAGGGUUUACAAGAAAGAAAAGGAGAUUCUGAAAAGUUCUUUGAAGAAUGUGAAGUACAUUGGUCUCACUACAGACAUGUGGACGAGCAAUCAUACCAUAUCUUACAUGUGUGUUGUGGCACACUACAUAGAUAAGAACUGGAAGAUGCAGACCCGGGUGCUUGCUUUUGUGGAGUUAGACACCCCACACACUGGACAUGUCAUUGCUGAUGCUUUGUGGAGCUGUGUGAUUGAAUGGAAGAUAGAAGAUAAGGUGGUAUCUAUCACACUAGACAAUGCUUCAAACAAUGAUGUUGCUGUAAGAGAUUUGAAGGCGAAGUUUGCUUUUCGGAGGGGGGUGAACUUUGAGGCCAACUACUUCCAUGUUCGCUGUUGUGCUCACAUCGUUAACUUGGUUGUAAAGGAUGGGGCAGCAUGUUUGGAGGACUUGAUCUCAAAUCUGAGAGAGACGGUCAAGUACUUCAAAAAAUCCCCAGCAAGGCUACACAAGUUUGUUGAGAUUUGCAGAGACUUGAGGAUUGAUGUUGGAGAGCACUUGCACCUUGAUGUUUGCACAAGGUGGGGUUCUACCUAUAGGAUGAUCAAGACAGGAGUUCCAUACAAGCAAGCCUUAGCUACUUAUGCCAUUUCCGAUGCCAGCUACAAGUGGGAGCCUUCACGCAAUGAAUGGGCCAUGUUUGAGCAGAUCGAGCCAUUGCUGUUUGCCUUUGCUAGAGUUACCACUGCCUUUUCAGGUCAAUAUUACCCCACGGCUAACAUUUUCUACCCCCAUGUUGUGAGCAUGAAGAUAGCAUUGAUCAAGGUGAAGGAGAGUACGGAUGAGACAUUUGGUGCAAUGGGGAUAGCUAUGAUGGAAAAGUUUGACAACUAUUGGGAAGAACCGAACAAUCUAAUGGUGAUUGCACCUUUCUUGACCCAAGGUACAAGAUGAUUUAUGUGCAGUGGUGCCUAAAACAGAUCUACGGGGCUGAGAGGGCUAAAGUUGAGAUUGAGCUCGUGGAGCAAGAGUUGGAGAGUUUGUAUGAAAAAUAUGAUGCGGAAAAGAAGCAAGCUGAACAAAGGCCUAGUUCAUCAUCACAUAAGUCAUCGAGCAUGGCAAGUAGCUCCAUGCCAGCUUCAGAUGCAGAGUUCCUUAGUUUCUUGCAUUCUACCUCAAAUAGGCCAUCCAAAAGUGAAUUUAGAAACUACAUUGAUGAUCCACAUGUGGAAAUGAGUGCUUCCUUCGACCUUCUUGAGUGGUGGAAGGUGAAUGCCCUUAGAUAUCCUGUGUUGGCAAAGAUGGCAAGAAGGUUCUUAACCGUUCCCGCUAGCUCGGUCUCCUCGGAGUCUACCUUUAGCACCGGUGGAAGGAUGCUUGAUGACUUCUGUAGCUCUCUAAAACCGGUCAUGGUUGAGGCCUUGGUGUGUUGAGCUAGUUAUAUCAAAGGGUCUCACAAAGACUUGAAUGCCAUGGAGGCAGAGGAAGAUGAGGAGGAGGAUGUGGAGAAGAUCAAACUUCCCAAAAGCACAAUGGCAAGCAACUACUAGCAGACCUUGCAUUUGGUUGGAGUAAGAUGCUUGGAGUUGGAGGUCAAAAUGUAUGGAGAAAGAUUGGAAGUUGAAGACCUUUUGUUUGUGUUUUCGUUAUGUGGUUGAACUCGUAGUCAUGAGGAUGAACUUGUCGUUAUGUGGUUGAACUCGUCGUCAUGAGGAUGAACUUGUCGUUAUGUGGUUGAACUCGUCGUAAUGUGUGGACUGCCUGUGUAAUGUACUAAUGUGGAGUUGUGGACUGCCUGUGUAAUGUGUGGCUGACUGUGUGUGCCUGUGUUGUGCAGCCUGUGCUGCUGUCCUACUGCUUGUUGCUAUCCAUUUUAUAUGCCUGUGUA